This is a messenger RNA of Patella vulgata (common limpet), 3979 nucleotides long. RefSeq names its product epithelial cell-transforming sequence 2 oncogene-like. Gene Ontology annotation, molecular function: protein binding; guanyl-nucleotide exchange factor activity. The coding region runs from base 103 to 3426 and encodes 1107 amino acids. The record is from RefSeq and is a predicted model, not a curated record. Lineage: Eukaryota; Metazoa; Mollusca; Gastropoda; Patellidae. The transcript is spliced from 24 exons.
UUUGACACAUUUAGUCAUGUUGGUGGACAGAUAAUAACACGCAAUCACAGAGCUCAAGGGCGUUCCAUAGACGUUUACGUGUGAACACUGUAAGUAAGGAAGAUGGCGACCAUAACAGCAGUUCGUAAAAAUACUACCACAGAUUCCAAUUCUGGUACCAGAUGUAACAGUCCUACUAAAAUACCCACCAAAAUGGCAAUUACUUCAGAUGACAGUAAAAUACUGGGUAAAAUAACUAUGAAACGGAAGGAAGCAACUAGUAAUACAAAGUACACCACAUUAAAAAUGAAGACCCACAAUAGUGCAUGGACACCAGUUGUACAUAAACCAUCAAAUGAUCAGAUAUUUAAUGAAAGAAGAGAUUUGGUCUCUCAUUGGUUUGAUAUGUGGACAGAUGCUCAAAGAAAGCGAUUUUUGGAUGUAAUAUUUCAACAGUGUAAAAGAGAACAAACUAAGUUUGUACAGAAUUGGUUUCGAGAACAUGUUCCUAUGCAGCAUUUAGACUUUACAUCUGUUCUCCCAAAAUUCUUGUCAGUUUAUAUUUUCUCUUUUUUGGAUCCCAAAAGUUUAAGCCGAGCUUCACAAGUCUGUUGGCAUUGGAAAUUUCUUUCUGAACAGGAUGAUAUAUGGAGAGAGAAAUGUAUGAAAUAUGGAUGGUAUAUACCAUAUACACCAGCUGAUAAUGAAUAUGGAGCAUGGAAAAUGCAUUAUUUAGCUUGUGUACAAACAUUAGAUUAUGUCAGCAGUAAAGAAGUUUCAAAUCUAUAUGGCACUAGAGGAGAUGGUGCUGCUUUUAAGAGAACAAAAAGAAAAAAUGGAAGCCAACUUUCAUUGAAUGGCAGUCAAAGGGAUAUAUCAUCAAGACCACCAUGGCAACGACCUGAUUCCAAACCUAAAGAUUUGCACAAAUCUCAUCAUGCUUUCCUACAACAGUUUAACCCCAACGACCCUGGCGGCCACAAAUCUCCACUUCAUAAUCGGUGGGGACAGUUAAAAAGAGAAGCUUCUAGUUCUACUGAAUUUUUGUCUAGAUCUUUAGAUUUUGAAAUUGGUUUAGAUUCCAAACGAAGGACCACAAGACAUAGGGCCCUAACAUCUGGUGAAUUUGAUCCAAGAAAAGGUAACAACAUGACAUUACGUGAAAGUUUAGAUUUAGAGAACACAGAUGAAAUGAGACAGAGAGAACUUGUAGAAACAGGCUGGUUACCACCAAAUAGAACUAUACUUAAAACGAAAGAUUUAUCUGGAGGUGGAAGUUAUCCAAUGUAUAAAAAUAAUAUCAAACGACCUGGAGCAGGAAAUGUAACCAAUCCAAGGGUUGUAUUUAUAUCAUCCCGUGUUCCAGCUGCUGAUCUUUUGUUAGAUGCUGUAAUGUUUGGUGUUAUACCUAUUGUAUAUGAAUAUGAAGGAACAACUAUAGACACAUUAGUAAAUCAUUUAGAACAAGUUUUAGAGGGAAAGAAAGCUCAGAGUGUGGGAAUAUUUUGUCAUUUUGAUAAACCAGGUGAAUUGUGUUUAGUACAUGGCUGUACCGUUACUGCAGAUAGAAUGGACUAUCCUGAUUGUAACUUAUUCUUUGAGAAUGUAACUACUCACAUGGUGCCAGUAAAAUCAGGCGGACAGUAUGACAUCUUUGUGCCUUUAGCAUCAUCAGAAAAUGGUAUAGAAGUUUUAAACCAGUUGUCCACAUUGACUGGUUUCAAGUUUUCAUCACCAACAGGUCUAAUUGGAUCUUAUAAUCAUAUUAACACAGAAUGGUCAUCACCAUAUUCAGAUGGUUCUCCACCAUCCAAAUAUUUCUGUACAAGUAAAUUAAACGUUUGGUCAAAUGUUGCUGAUCAAGCCCAAGAAGCCCUAACCAGAUGCAGAAAGAUCAUGGAACCAUUCUUCAGUAAAUUACAGAAGAACAUUGCUGGGCAAUUGGCAGGGCAACUUGUGUUUGAUGUUUUAGGCCAGUCAGAUAUCCAUGGUGUUCAUAGUAUUACAGCUACAUUAACAGAUGGACUCAAAUCUUUAGGAGAACAGACAAAUGUAAAACCAUUGGAAUAUUUAGGGAAUUAUGUUUUAGAUAGAUGUGAGACCAUGGAUGAAAUGAGACAGUCAAUGGUUAAAACUGAUCAGAAUGGGGGAAUGCAGAUAACAACACUAGAGGAUGGGGAUAAUGAAAUUGUUAACGAUAAAGAUACAACAGAUUAUACAGAUAAUAGAGGUGAUUGGAGUGAUUAUGAAGAUAAAGAUAAGAAUACAGGUGAAGUAAAAUAUGGUCCUAGCAGACAUCCUAAAGACGCGAGACAGGCGUUUACCAGUACAUAUAAUCUUAAUACCAGGAAAAGUCAAAUUGCAACGACUCGAGCCAACAAGUCUCAAAGAUUGACCAGUGAACAGUAUGCAUGUCAUCCAGAGAAAAGAACACCAGUUGCAUAUGAGAUUUUAACAAGUGAAACAGAGUAUAACCGAACAUUGAAGGCUACCAAAGAUAUAUUUUAUAAACCUUUAAAAUUAGCUCUGGAAUCAAACAGAGCUAUUAUAAGUGCAUCAAAUGUACAGACCAUUUUUAAUGAUUUAUUGUCUAUUUAUGAAGUCAGCAAAGAACUGACAGAGAAUUUAAAGAAUCGCAUGGAAAGUUGGAAUGCUCAGCAUAGUUGCCUGGGUGAUAUCUUCAUCAAAUUCUGUACUCAUCUUAGACCUUAUAGUAAUUUUAUCAACAAUUAUCAAGUUAUUUUAACCACUAUAGAGAAAUGCCGUGAACAGUCCUCAUCAUUUCGCAACUUUCUACUCCUUCAUCAACGACUUCCACAAACAAGAAUGUUAAGUUUACAAGAGUUAUUAUUACUACCAGCUAGACGUAUAGAAGAAUAUGUUAAAUUAUUAACAUGGUUUGAAGUACAAACACCACAACAUCAUGCUGAUAGAGAAGAUUUAGAUAAUGUUCUUACUACAUUAAAGGAACUUAACGAAGAUAUUAAUCAGUGUAAGAAAAGAAUUGAGAGAGAAAGAGAACUAGUCAAAUUACAGAGAAAUAUAGUCAACUGUCCUGCUUUAUUUGAAGCUAAUCGUUAUUUGAUUAAACAUUUAGAUGUUUCCCAUCUUCGUCCACCAACAGAAUCAGAAGUACCAGAACUGAGAGUAUAUCAAGAACUAGCUACUCUAGGAUUAUAUUUAUUUAAUGAUGCUCUGGUCAUUACAAGAAGAACCUCACAAUAUUUUCCUUUCACCAGAGCUGUAGAUUAUUCAUAUAAAUUUGAAGUCAGUUUAGCUUUAAAUCGUCUACGUGUGGUGGAUAUUCCAGACUCAAAAUUUGUGAAGAAUGCAUUUUGUAUGGAGACAACUAAAAAGAAAUGGUACUGUGCUGUUGACAAUGGAAUUGAGAAGUUAAACUGGAUGACUGUUUUAGAGGAGACUAUCCGGGCUGUAUUAACACGAUAAGAAAAUUUGAACCACAAAAAAAAACCCAAAAACACUUUCAUAUACUAAUUUCUACUUUUUUAUGAAUGUUUUAAUGUCAAUGAUUAAAAUAGAUAUCAAUGUUUGCAUUAAUUAAAUCAGUUUUUGUUAACUAAAUAAAUCUUAUCUGAUUCAUGUUGUCAUUAACACAGGUACAAUUUUAUGGAUACACAUUUACUGGAUUUAUUACUAUUUGUAUACAUUUGUCUACCAACUACAAGCACAUAUUUAUCAUUUCCUUAAUAAAGAAGUUGAAAGUUGCAUAGUCAUAAAUCCAGUAAUUGUGUGUCUAUAAAAUUGUACCUGGUGUUAAUAUGUUCACUUAUUAAAUGCCUAUCAAAGAUGUCAUAUUGUCAUUGUUUUACAGCCCACUAAAAGAAUCUUUUGUAUGUUUGUAUAACAUUCCUAAAUAUAUAAUCUAAUUUUAUCAUAUACAUGUAUAUUCCAUAUAAGCAAUAUUUUACAACUUUUAUAUAUGUAAUGGUUUAAAGUGAUAAUACAAUUAUUGCAUUUACAAAUUUUAUAAGCAUUCUCU